Molecule: messenger RNA, 1438 nt
Organism: Drosophila rhopaloa
Lineage: Eukaryota; Metazoa; Arthropoda; Insecta; Diptera; Drosophilidae
Gene: Elba1
Product: early boundary activity protein 1
Exons: 2
Coding region: 65-1171 (368 amino acids)
Biological process (GO): positive regulation of neuron differentiation; negative regulation of Notch signaling pathway
Cellular component (GO): nucleus
Molecular function (GO): transcription corepressor activity; DNA binding
Source: RefSeq, a predicted model, not a curated record
AUGGUAUAUAAGCCCGUAACUUAUAAGUAACAAAUCAGUUUACAAUUGGACAACAAGCCGAACUAUGAUGAAUCGUCGCCAACGUUUAGAAUUCGCCCUGACCUUUUUGCCUUACGAUCCCGAGACCGUUCAGCUGUCCGAGAAGCAAAAAAAAGUGGAGCAGAUCAUCGCUCGCCUCCGAACAGAUGACUCAUUCACCGAGGAGGAGAGCGAUGAUGGCAAGAUGCGGCGUCUCCAGGAAGCCAAUGAAUUCGCCAAUUGUGCCAUGCGCCAUAUCGAAAUGUCGGAUAAUGGCAAGCUGAGCACUCUGGAAACUCUGACUCUGGCUGCUGAGAAACUGCUGAGAUCACAGCGGUCGCCGGGUAAUGAGGAUAAGGCGGAGGAUAUGGAAGAAUUGGUGCAGGAUGUGGAGAACGAGCAGCUGAUGAGGAGUACCAUCCUGGCGGUAAAUGAGGCGCGGAUGAAGCUCAUCCAGCAGUGGGAGCGCAGCAAGCGCAAGGCCCUGGAUCUCCUCACCAUCGAGAUCGAGAAGGUGCAGGAAAUGGACCAGGAGCAGGAGCAGGAACAGGAGGCGGAGCAGGACAAGGAUCAGCAGCAGAGUUCGGAGGCCUUUGUCGUGUUCCGCGACGGAGCCGAUGAGCACAACACUUCCACGCCGAAAACCAACGACGAGGACCUCGGCUUGGAUGAUGAUGACGAGGAUUAUGUGCCAGGUGGCGAGGAACCGGCUGUUAAUAAGAGGAAGCGCAACAAGAAGCCGGUGACGUCCACCCCGAAUGCGAAGCGUCCGUGUCCGGGCUUCGAGUUCGACCAGGACAGCCAGUCGCCGAUGGUGAUGAUCGGUCCCAAUGGCACCGAAGUGUCCCGCGUCAGCCUCAGCGCCAUUAACUGGGACAUGACCGGUCCGUCGAUCACCCGGAAGCUACUCUGCGAGAUCUUUGACCGGGACACCUUGGCCCACCACACGCUCUCCGGAAAACCAUCGCCGGCCUUCAGGGACUGCGCCCGUCCCAGCAAGCAGCAGCUCGAUCCUCUCAAGGUCGCCGAUCUGGUGUACCUGAUGACCAACAGUCUGGACAUGACGCCCCGGGAAGUGCGCACCGCCAUUACCACGAAGUGUGCUGAUGAGAAUAAGAUGCUGCGGUCGCGAAUGCAGCGCAAAUCCAAGUAGAGCGAUUCCAAGGAAAACCGCUGAAUAUGUCCCUUACUCAAGGAAUUCAAAGAGGUUUCCUUGGACGAUCCUUUAAGAUUAAAAAUAAUUUCUUAAAUGGAAAUUUCCUAAUAAUUGUUUGGGAAUCAUCCUGAAUAAUCCCAAUACUUCUUCAUUAGUAUUUCCUUGGACAUAUUUACCGAUUCUAUAGUAAACUAAGACCCGGCACAGCCGAAAAUAGCCAGUGCUUUUAUAAACAAAUAAAUUUACCCAUUUUCUUACCCAAAA